Messenger RNA from Oxyura jamaicensis (ruddy duck), 3139 nucleotides. RefSeq names its product programmed cell death 10 (gene PDCD10). The record is from RefSeq and is a predicted model, not a curated record. Bases 313 to 951 code for a protein of 212 amino acids. Gene Ontology annotation, cellular component: Golgi apparatus; FAR/SIP/STRIPAK complex. The transcript is spliced from 9 exons. Gene Ontology annotation, biological process: positive regulation of MAP kinase activity; regulation of Golgi organization. Lineage: Eukaryota; Metazoa; Chordata; Aves; Anseriformes; Anatidae. Gene Ontology annotation, molecular function: protein kinase binding.
GUUCCGGACAACGCCUGCUGGGCGCUAACUGCGGCGGGCGCUUCCUCCUUGCGGGCGCUUCCGGCGGCGGUGAAGCCCCCCCCGGGGAGCUCCGUGGGCCCGGCGGGGCGGGGCGCGCCCGAGGGGUCUUGGAGGCUUUUCCUUUAACCCGAUUUUGAAUCCUCACCACAAGAAGUGGAGUAGAACUUUUCGGUAGACAAUAUAUUUCAAGUUCUUCAAAUAUUCUUGCACAACGAGGAAAAGGAAGAAACAUUUCAGUGAAUGAGGAGUUUUUUGCUUCUAUAGCAUUUUUCUUGAGAAGUGGUUCUUUGAAUGAGGAUGACAAUGGAAGAGAUGAAGAAUGAAGCAGAGACCACUUCUAUGGUUUCCAUGCCACUCUAUGCUGUUAUGUACCCCGUCUUUAAUGAGCUGGAAAGAGUAAAUCUAUCAGCAGCUCAGACGCUGAGGGCGGCCUUUAUUAAGGCUGAAAAAGAAAAUCCAGGUCUCACGCAGGACAUUAUUAUGAAAAUUCUGGAGAAAAAAAGCGUGGACGUGAACUUUACAGAGUCUCUCCUGCGUAUGGCUGCUGAUGAUGUAGAAGAAUAUAUGAUUGAAAGACCAGAACCAGAAUUCCAAGAUCUGAAUGAAAAGGCGCGAGCACUUAAACAGAUUCUUAGUAAGAUUCCAGAUGAGAUCAACGACAGAGUGAGGUUUCUUCAGACAAUCAAGGACAUUGCGAGUGCAAUAAAGGAACUUCUUGACACAGUAAAUAAUGUCUUCAAGAAAUACCAAUACCAGAACCGGAGGGCACUUGAGCACCAAAAGAAAGAGUUUGUAAAAUACUCCAAAAGUUUCAGUGAUACUCUGAAAACCUAUUUUAAAGAUGGAAAGGCAAUAAAUGUGUUCAUAAGUGCCAACCGACUAAUUCAUCAAACCAACUUGAUACUCCAGACCUUCAAAACUGUGGCCUGAAAACUGUAUAUGUUGAGAGUUGUACUUUUCAAUGGUGAAUAGGGUACCUUUAUAUGUAAAUUUUAAAGUUGACUGUAUAAAUUAUCAGCCCCUCUUUAGGGGCCUAAUGCAGGAUUUUGAAUGGGAUUAUUGCCAUCUUACACCAUAUUUUUGUAAAACAUUGUAGCUUAAUCAUAAUCUCACAACAAAGAUUUUUUGCAUCACUUUUUGCUAUUAUCAUUCUUUUCAGAAUUAUAAGCCAAAAGAAUUUACGCCUUAAUGUGUCAUUAUGUAACAUUCCUUAUAAGAAUUGUAAAUAUUUGGUGUUCUGUUUCUGACAUUUUAACUUGAAAGCGGAAAACUGCAAGAUUAUGUAUUUAACAAUAUUGGUGGCAAAUAUUCAAUAAAUAGUUUACAUCUGUUAGACUGUCUUUUUGUAUGUGAACGAAAAAGCACAACUCAUCUUUUUAGAACUGCAGAGCAUACAUUAAAUGGAAAAAUUAAAACUGGGUGCUUAAAGUCACUGGCAGUUCAAAUCAGGAUAAAAUGAGGGGUUUUCCUUAAAACUGAGAUUUUGGCUGUGAUCCAAUACUAGACCAGAAUACCAGAAUAAUCGUAUUAAAAUGUCGUUGACAAAGUAAUAAAGAACCCAAGAAGUGAGGUGUGUGUUUUGGUUUUUCGUAGAAACUAAAUCCAUCUUAAUCUUUUGGUAGUAGGCUAACAGGUUUUUACUCCUCUGCUAUUCCAGGGUUUUGUGCAGUAAAAGGUGAACUAAAAAUAUGAACAACUUUUUAUUUAUACUGGUACCCUUUUGGGAGGGAGGAGGAGAGAAAAUAGAAGUCUUCCAAGAAGCUCUAGUGAUAUCUCUACUAUGCAUGCCAUAAAGCAACUCUUUCCAGGGAUUUAAAUCAUGCGAGACCUAGCUUGACAAAUGUUCUUUAGAUGGUUGAGAACUGCUGGUGGACAAAUUGAACCUUUGUCACUGUGAGUUCAUGGUAGCUUUUUGCAAGCUCUAUUGAAUAUUGUGCAUGCCCCUUUGAGGCGCACCUCAAUUUUACUUUGAAAUACUAGGAAUCUAGAAGACUUGCAGGAUUUCAUUCUAUAAAUACUUAAUGUGGGCAUAACUAGUAAAUUUAGGAAAGAAUGGAGCACCUUAUAAAUUUGCAGAAACUGUUGCAGGAAGAUCACUUCAAACUGAAAGAGCACAAUGCUAUAGGACUACUCUUUGGGUGUAAAUGAUGAAUAAAUAUGGCCAGACUUCUCUUACACACUGGCCUGGUGCUGUACUGCUCAUCUGGGGCGAGUGCCUUAUCCAGAGUACACCAGCUGGGUCUUCAUUUAUCCGCUUAAAUGCUCUAGAAAAUAAAACCCAUAUAUACUUGCUGCCCUCUGAAGUAGCAUUAGAUGGAUAGCCAGGUAAAAGAAAAGAAAGUCACACAGAAUUUUUGGAACUUAAUUUGAAAAGAGUGUUUGGUACUGGGGAAGCUGUGCCAAUAGCUGUAAGGAGAAAUAUGUCAGCUUGGGUUAUACUCUGAAUUGGUCCUGAGGUUUUUUACUUGCCUCGGAUUGAGAGGACCAGUUGGCAGUCGUUGAAUGGUGAUACCGUAUUUAUGUACUUGUUCUGCAGGUAUGAUUUUAAAAAAAUAGGACUUGGGACUCAAAACGGAUUUUGCUAUGUCCUGCAAUUUGAUUCCUUGAUGGUAAAAUCAAAGAGGCUGUCAGGAAAUGAACCGUUUCUGUCCAUCAGUUCUUCCUAUACCUUCAUCCUUUAUUGCAUAAAGCUACCUAGUACAGGGCUAAGCUCCAGGUAGUCUGGCCAACAAGUCUUGUUUGUAAACUUAUCAUGACUUUUUUUUGCCUUUUCAGUAGUGGAAAAUUACUGUAAUCCAUGCCUGGUGAUAGGAAAACUUGAAAAUUGAUACCAGGUCACACUCUUCUACUGUGUGCAAUGAAUACAUACCUAGCAGUCUUAAAACUUUGCUUUAUCUUCCACUGAGUACAAGCUGGGGCAUAUAUUUAUCUGAAUUUUAUUACGGUUUUGCACUUUAUCUUCAAGUUACCCAAAUAGCUAAAGAUAAGUUUCUCUUAAUGCAUUUAUAAUACAGUAGCUGGUGUUGCAAAUUGGUAUCAGAAAACUUCUGCUGUGAAUGUGGGUUAUACUUGAUAUGAUAAUGUUAACAUACAGAAUAAAACUUUGUGUAUUUGCUAA